GAAGCAUGGUAGAGAUUGUGUGGUUGUGGGGAAGAUUUAGAACCGUCUUAGGGAGUGUAGCGCAGACUUCGGUAAACAGGUGUAUCAUGAAGUUAUUUAGGGAUAUAUGCGUAUUGGGAUGUGACUUGAGGUUGAUGCCUUACUUAAAGAACGUUAUUGAGAAAGGAAUUAGUGAUGGUUUAAUUGAUGGUUGAAGGCUUUGAUAAGUCAAGGCAACGUCAAGACGUAAAGGAGGAGGCCUUGUGGAGAGCCCGUUGGUCGACACUACCUGUCGAUACCCUCUUGAGGCGCUGACACGUGCCUCAAGGAUUUUAUUUUUGUAUCUGUUCGUUUCUAUUUGAUUGGUGUAGGUAUCUAGUAGAAACCUUAUUCUUGUUUAUGUUUGCAGGUGCACCGGGCUCAUCCCGUCGACCUUGAGUUCGAAGCUUGAGGCAUUUUGAAGAAUUUGGUGAGCGCGCCACAUAACAUUCUUCAGAAGGUCCUUAUCAGAUGGCAAUAUUCUCUGUGAAGAAACACCUUUAUACCCUGCCAAGCGUGUUGGUGUUAAGAAGCAUGUAUAUUCUAAUUUGGCUUUGUAUGAAAGAAAUGUACAAAAAGAAUCUGGCAAGGGUCUAUCUGAUUUCACUCCGGAAAUGACAAGUGAUGGUGAAGUUUCCGGCUCCAGAUUCGUGGCAACGGCGGCAUGCAGACAACUCUUUCCAGAUGCAAAUAGAGAUUCUUACUUUAACAGCGCUGUAAGUGAGCACAGCCCUGGGAGCAUUCUAAGCAGCUCAAAUUUCGUAGGCAUUGAUUGGUUGUCAUCAUCUGGUAACUCUUGUGAGGAUGAAACUUAUGAAGGAUCUGCACUCACCAAUUCCCCUGUUGCUGGCCAAUCAUUGGAGAAUGUGAUAACCGGUGUCCCUGCUGAAACGAUAUCCCAAAGUGAGCAGGGAGGAAGCAUGAAGGAAGAAGAUGCGACAGUGAUAGAGCAAGCUUUGCAGGACAGAUCUUCCAAUAUACACGAGUUGUCAGAUAGUUUCGUGCAAUGGGUUAUCCAUGGAGAGACCCUGUGUAACUGUACAUAGUCCUGACCAUUUUCCUGGAAUAUCUUGUUUUUCAUUUUCCCUGACCCAUAAGAUGCAAAAUGGAGAUAGGGUUUUGCACUUCAGGAAAAUAAACAGAUAAAGGAACAGAGUCAAAGGCACCUCUAGCAGACUAACGUUUGCCAGCACCAGCAUUCUUUUCAAGAUAUCCUUGGUGGACAUGCUAUUGGAUCAGUGAAAAUACAUGACCGAAUUCAACAUACGUCUGAGGGCUAAAUAGUCAUGACAUUCUUUGGAUCCCCUUGUCCUUCUUGGACUUAGAGCCUCAAAUGGGGUAGAUGAUUUAGUGUUUCCUGUACAUAUUGUGCUCCAUAUUGGUUGUCAUUGGACUCCAAUGUCACAAUAAUCAAGAUGAAAUCUUUCCUGUUCAUAUGUGGCAUGUAAAUAUCGUUUUGAAAUUGCAUAUGUUUAAGCAUUUGGAAUUACCA
Molecule: messenger RNA, 1510 nt
Organism: Nymphaea colorata (pocket water lily)
Lineage: Eukaryota; Viridiplantae; Streptophyta; Magnoliopsida; Nymphaeales; Nymphaeaceae
Product: phosphoinositide phosphatase SAC4-like
Exons: 5
Coding region: 633-1064 (143 amino acids)
Source: RefSeq, a predicted model, not a curated record